Scedosporium apiospermum is the source of this 2370-nucleotide messenger RNA. RefSeq lists its product as uncharacterized. The transcript has 3 exons. NCBI's taxonomy places the organism in Eukaryota, Fungi, Ascomycota, Sordariomycetes, Microascales, Microascaceae. Gene Ontology annotation, molecular function: zinc ion binding. Bases 1 to 2370 code for a protein of 789 amino acids. The record is from RefSeq and is a predicted model, not a curated record.
AUGGUGCACUUGCAAGCACAAACGAGCUUACCCAUGUCGGAAGAAGCCGCCGAGUCUCCUCCGCAUCCACCGUCGAAUGCCGAACAAAGCCAACCCCCUGGCAGCUCCGAUAAUGGCGAGGACCGCCCAUUCAAGCCGGAAACGACGGAGGAUGCACCAUCCACGGCUGAUCCUGACCGUGUCAUUUGUGAGGGUUGUGAGAACGAUGGUGAAAAAUACUGCGGUAAAUGUCGCCAGAUUCUCUGCACAGAGUGUUGGGCCGGAUUGCCGUUGCAUCGUCGGAACGACCCUCGUCAUCCAGUUAUCCCAUAUGAGCAAUACAAGCUAUUCAAGGAUGCAAUAGACCCAUCCUGGACAGAAGAGCAGUGGAUGCAUCACCACAAGCAAGACUUAUUCACUCUCUGGUUCUCCAUUGACCGACAGCAGGAUGGUAAACUUGGGCUUGAGGAGUAUCCUCGACUCAAACAGCUCGCUGUACAACAUCGACGCGAACUAUCCUUCCAGUCAGAAUGUUACGCGCAGCUUGCAUCCUUCAUCGGCGACACCCGUGCGGGCAAGAGCACACUGAUUCGCUCGUUGAUGCAGCGACCAUGGGACAUUGAGAGUCUCAAGUCGAUAGCAGCAUCUUCUGUCAUGCUACCGAUCGUUGGUCGCGACGUCUCGCAACCGACUUCGGGAGAUGUGCAUCUUUACAAGGCACCACAUGUGGACGCUACCCAACCCUGGAUGCUCCUUCUCUAUGCUGACAGCGAGGGCUUCUACGACGGCAGCCAACCAUCAGCGGCAAAGGUGGCCAAGGACAGUGUAUCCGCCCAACUUUCCAGGGCGAAAGCCGACAAGAAACCCGAGCAUGCGGACUGGAUGGAGGAGCUCUUCUCAUUUUUCAACCCCGGAUCUAAAAGACCCCUGAGCUCCUGGGGCAACAGGCAAAAUGCAGUAAAGGAAUUAUUCCCGCGCCUUCUGUACAACUUCUCCGAUGUCAUCGUAUACGCCAUGCCGUCCUCGGCAACACAAAAAAUCGAGGCCGCCCUGGUAAAGCUCGUCGAAUGGGCGCAGAACUCGCGAGAGACCGCCGUGAAUCGAGUUGUCCUACCGCACCUCAUCGUCGUGCUCAAUCGGUCCCCAGCCAUUUCGUCUGAUUGGGAUCCCGCCGAAACCACGAAGAGGAUUCUCACGCAGCAUAAAUCAGCUGCCGAGAGCAACCGGGUCCUGAGAACGUAUCGCCGACUCUUCAGUCAAUUCAUCCGAGUCCCGGAGACGGCGAACCCGACCUUGUUCUCGCAUCAGUUACAGCGUCUGGACUUGAUGAUCAAAGAUGCCGCAUGCGACGCCGAGAAAACGAAGACGAAAGCCAAUUUCCUGCUGCCGACAAGCAUUCACAACCGAAUGGUUUCGAUGGCUUUCGACCACUACAAGGACCGCGAAGAUCAGCCCUUUGAUUUCCUGGAGAGCCUAUUCCUGCACAACCCGUUGAAGGAAGGUCUCUCGAGGGGUUUCUUUGAGCUGCUCAAGGCAGCCGAAAAAGCCAACAGGAUGUCCGCAGCCGACAUCCCGUUAUCUGGGCUAGACUUCUGCUCCGCUAUCACUCCUGUUAUUUGCUCGACAGUUGCUAUCGACGCUUGCCGGUCAAGCACCAAGUAUCCUGGUCGACUUCAAGAUAUCUAUAAGGGCAGUACCAUGGAUUUUCUACACGCCAACCUCCACGCGGGUGGUGCGUCUAAAACGGCGGUGACGUAUCAGAAGCAGGUUGCAGAGGCCGUUGACAGCCUUUUCGAUCGCGUUUGCGAGUGCGAUUUUAUCGGCCCGAAGGGACAGAGAUGCAUCACCGCCCGCCUGGCGCAUGACAACACGUACCUGCACCAGGACAAGGCCGGUAAAGUCUUCUCCUACGGCACGUUCCAGUCCGAAUUUGUCGACCAGUUGAUGAUGCGCUGGAACGACGAGAUUGACGAGUCCAUGCAGAUGCUCGACGAGAUGCAAAGCGCAUCAAAUGCUGUCUUGAAACCGGGACGGGAAUCAGAGAGCGAAGCCCGGUACAUGGUGUUUUGGGCAGCGCACUGCGCUAACCUUCGAGAGCUUUACAGCGUCAUCCCCGGACUGGAGGUGCGCAGCAUCGAAGCUUGUUCCUGGUGCCUGCGGGGCGACACAUCUCUCUGGCCUCUCAGCUGCGGACAUAAGGUGUGCUGGCAGUGUGCCCGAUUGCUGGGAGACCCUGUGGCCGGCGUUACCGAAGGAGAAGUGGUUGGCAUCCGAGGCUGUGAUCUCCAUCGAGAUGAACAACGCUUUGAGGCGUGUGAAUAUAUCGCGAGGGGAAAGGGUGGAGGGGCCAUACCGAGAGACCCAGCACGAGAGAAGAAACGAAAGAGAUAA